AGGAGCCGUCUCCAGAUGCUGUUUUCACUCCUUCCGCUGCUGGCUGUUCUCCUGGCAGGCAGUGACCACGCACGCGUGGUCCAGGAACACACCUUCCAAGCAAUCCAGAUAUCAUUCUAUGCCAACCAAUCAUGGGCACAGAAUCAGGGCUCUGGUUGGCUGGGCGAGCUGCAGACCCAUGGCUGGGAAAGUGAAUCAGGCACCAUCGUUUUCCUGCACCCCUGGUCCAGGGGCAACUUCAGCAAUGAAGAACUGGGCGACCUGGAGCUGCUGUUUCGUUUCUACUUCAUUGGAUUAGCUAAAGAGGCUGAAACCUAUCACAGUCAAUUACAGAUCAAAUACCCCUUUAACGUGCAGGUGAGGGCCGGCUGUGAGCUGCGCUCUGGUGAGAGACCAAAAAGCUUCUUGCAGGCGGCUUUUGAAGGUUCAGAUUUCCUGAGUUUCCAGGACAUGGUGUGGGUGCCGUCUGCGGAGGGCGGCGGUCAGGCCCAGAAGGUCUGUGACCUGUUAAAUCAGUACGAAGGCAUCAAGGAAACAGUCAAUAACCUCAUCAGGAACGUGUGUCCCCGGUUCCUCUUGGGUCUCCUGGAUGCAGGGAGGCUGGAUCUUCAGAGACAAGGUCAGUUUAGCUCUCUUCUCCGAGAUUGUUUGUUCAGGUCGCGCCCUUCCUCCGCCGUCCUGAGCGCAGGGAAGAGGACCGAGGGGAAGUUGCUAGUGGAAGAAAAGGGUGACCAGGCCCUGACGAGGAGACCUGGGGGGCCCCUGACCGCCCGCUCCGCAUCCGAGCCCCUUCCGCCUAUGGCACCGUCCCGUGAGACGCCUGCAGAUUCCCGGGCCGCCUCCUCUGCGCAGGCUGUUGACACCGCGCGCCUCCUGCGCGAGGCCCACCUGCCAGCGAGGCCUGAUUUCCGGCGCUCUGUGAACGGGAUUUCCAUUGCGGCUCUGUCCCUGCGACUGUGUCCAGCCCUCAGGCCCCUCUCUCACAUCCUGCCCGCUGAGAAAAGUGCAAAAAUCGAGCAAGUCCCCGGGGAGCCUGGCCUUCAGUGGCGGAUGUUCACCUGGAACAACCGCACACAGACUGAGGGGUGCCCUAGACUGUCUCAGCGGACAGUCGCUACUGACAGAUGCCUUCUCCCUGCCCCUUGA
Messenger RNA from Fukomys damarensis (Damara mole-rat), 1146 nucleotides. Its product is annotated as T-cell surface glycoprotein CD1c3-like. Gene Ontology annotation, molecular function: exogenous lipid antigen binding; lipopeptide binding; endogenous lipid antigen binding. Gene Ontology annotation, cellular component: external side of plasma membrane. The record is from RefSeq and is a predicted model, not a curated record. The transcript has 5 exons. Gene Ontology annotation, biological process: antigen processing and presentation, exogenous lipid antigen via MHC class Ib; positive regulation of T cell mediated cytotoxicity; immune response. NCBI's taxonomy places the organism in Eukaryota, Metazoa, Chordata, Mammalia, Rodentia, Bathyergidae. The coding region runs from base 16 to 1146 and encodes 376 amino acids.